ACAUAAUAUAUUCGCUGGGUUUACUCUUUACUUGUUUCAGUCUUCCAAACUCUGUAGAUCUCUCUCAUCAGCUAGCUAAACUGCAACUUAUGGAGGAAAAGAUGCAGAUUUUGGUGCCAAUUUUGCAUCCUUCGCAAGUGACCACUAUUGAUGUUAGCCAGCUGCACCAGGACUCUCAUACAAGGUCGGUAUUGGUCAAAAGUAUUCACCAUGCUUGCCAAGAAAUGGGGUUUUUUCAGGUUAUCAAUCAUGGAAUAAGCAAAACAGUCACUGAAAAUGCUCUUGGCUCGUUGUCAAACUUCUUUGAUUUGCCAAUGGAUCAGAAGAAGCUAUUCUUGUCUGAUGAUAUAAGCAAGCCAGUAAGAUUUGUGACUAAUUCGAGGGACUCAAUCAAACUUUAUGCCAACCCUAUUGAAAAUUGGAUUGAUUUAUGGCCUCAUAAUCCCACAGAAUUCAGAGAAAGUUUGGGAAGAUAUGCAGCGGAAGUAAAGAGAUUAAGCAUCGAUAUACUUGGAGCCAUAGUAGAGAGCUUAGGCCUCAGUCCAACUUACUUGAGGAGCAGCCUGGGGCAAGGAAUGCAAAUGAUAGUAGGCAGCCGAUAUCCUAGGUGCUCCUCAUCUAGCAGUAUACUCGGAAUAUCGUCACAUACAGACCACAGUAUCAUCACCAUCAUUCUUGAAAGUACGUCGGGGGUUGAGAUUAUGGAUUUCACAGACAAUAGUGCUUGGAAGUCUGUUCCAGCAACCGACGGUACCCUUAAAGUUCUAGUAGGGAAUCAUCUCGAAAUACUCAGCAACGGGUUGUACAAGAGUGUUUUCCACAGGGUGGUUCCAAACCCUGAAAGGAAUAGGGUUUCUAUAGGUAGCUUUCUUAGCCUACCCAUGGAAGAGAUAAUGGAGCCUGCCAUGGACCUCAUUGAUGAGCAGCAUCCCAAAAGAUACAAGGCAAGUAGCUUAGAUGAAUAUAUCAAGCUUCUCUCCUCCAAAGAAGAAAAAUCCUACAUAGAGAGUUUGAAGAUUUGAAUAAAUAACUUGUUCGGACACUUUAGCUAUGUAUUGAUAUUUUCUUUGUUGAUACAUGCGAUACUGCGGAGGGAAAACCAUGUUAAGUAUAAAGGUGAAUGUUCAUAACCAACUAAAUAUGAGCAAUCGAGCACCUAUAUGUAUUCAUGUUAAUAAAGAUGGUUUGUGUCAUUCAUCCUUUA
Molecule: messenger RNA, 1204 nt
Organism: Malus domestica (apple)
Lineage: Eukaryota; Viridiplantae; Streptophyta; Magnoliopsida; Rosales; Rosaceae
Product: 2-oxoglutarate-dependent dioxygenase 21, chloroplastic-like
Source: RefSeq, a predicted model, not a curated record